AUGCAACUCCCUAUUGACUUAUUCAAGCUAAGUAACAGUAUAGCACAGAGAGUUAUCCUUUGACUUUCUUACUCGCUUGUUCAUUUUUGUUUCAUUUUGGUGCUUGCCAAUUUUUGACAGUAGUCUACUUAUCCACUCCAACUGAGGAUUCAGAAAGUAUAGUUCGUCUUUAUUUUGACAUUAAAACAUCAAAGAGAGGUUUCCAAAUUCCUUUUAUGAUGUGAAACAUUUCAUUUCAUUUUGUUCAAACUGAGCUGCGAGCUGCGACACUUCACUCUCAAAGUUCAAUCAUGAUGUACGACAACAUGUCAUGGCGAGUAUUGCUUAUUCAUGCAGAGAAGAAAGUGAAUGAUUCCAUCCUUGCCAUUAUUCAUGGAGUCGAAGAUGAGUUAAAACUGGAAGAGAAAGUUGUCUAUAAACGUCGCUACAAUGAGAGAGAUAACGUCGCAACAUAUGUUGUAGAGAAGAUGAGGGAUCUGGAUCAAGAUGAACCUCACUGUAAGGCGAUCAUCUUUCUCUCAUCUCGUCUCUGUGAAGUUAUGAAAAAUAACAAGGAAAUUUCCCAGACAUUCCAAGAUUUAAUCUUAAAAGACCAAGGCACAUCAAGGAAUGAGCGUCGUUUGGCACUCUUAUGGGACAAAGAUUUGACGCCCUCAGAUCCUAUCUUUCAAGAAGCUUUCUCCCAGAGAUUUGUAGAGCACUUCAGACUAAACAAUUUUGGAGUGAAAUGCAGAGCAGAUCCAAGCGACAUGAAGUUACCCAGUUUUGUAAAGGCUAUCUUAAAGCAAUGGAUAGGUCCAGGUGAUAGCCAAUCAGAGGCUGCUGCAUCUUCAGGAAUCCCUAUGAGGGAUGAUGCUACACUAGAAAUAGAUUCAGUUCAUAUCGUCCAUGGAGGUGACAAGGCAGCCAAGCAAGCAGUCAGAGAAAUCAGUACAGAGCUUGAAGAUGGCUUUCAAUUAAUGGAUCCAACUAAAUACAAACUCUACAACAGAAUACAAGAUCAACAGAUCCCAGAGAUAGUGAUGUUGGAAGUACAGAGUAUCAUUAGGAAUGAUGGUCCCAAUACACUUGGAGUCAUUACUUGGUGUCAAAGGCUACUGGAUAUCAUGACAGGAUCACCACACAAAGACCGCUUUGAAGCCUUGAUUUUAUCGGCCUCCAUGAAGAGAGUGGUCCACAUGUGUCUGGUUAAUCGCCAUAAGAUAUUCACGGCCUUCCCGAAGAUGGCUGAUCUGAUGAUUAUUUCACUAGAGAGACAUGAGGAUGGAACCAUAGAUACAACGGAUCUCAUCAACAGAGUUAAGCUUGCCCUGGAUCACCACACUGGAAAUAUGUCAGGAGUAGAAAAAGCAUUUGACAGUACAGAAGCCAACCCACCCUCAGGUGCACAGGAUACCAGUCACCAGCUUCCAAACGAUGAACGCAAGAUGAGUGAACCCAGUUAUCUGUCCUCUCAGGAAGGCAAGGUCCAGAUGAGGACCAGUCCUAUCCCUCCUGGUCUCAGCUCUACGAUGGGAUUAAUAGGAAACCCCAGUAACCAGAAUCAGCAAGGAGGAAGGGUAGUACCCUCAGCACAUUCCUCUCACAGCAAGGAUUUAGCAGGUUAUACAUCGGGUGGGAAAUGUAACCCUGGCAAUGGUCAACCCAUCAAUGCACAGCCUUCAAGUGGAGGUAGAUCCGAGAACCAGGACUGGAAGAUCGUUGGAGCUAAUGGAGAUUCAUGGAAUAGCCAUCUUCCGAUGGAAGGUUAUGUUCAUCAAAGCAGACCACCACUUACCCCCUCUCAGAGUGACAGUAGCCAGGCAGGUCAUCAAGCUUCAGGACACUUACCAACAUCAAGGGAUAGUUCAUCUGGAGUGUAUCACCAAGCAACAGCUUCAAAGUCAUCCUCGAAUACUGACAAGUACCUGGCCAAUGGAGACUCAAUGCCUCUCACUUCCAUCCAUUCCCUGCCAUAUGGAUCCAAGGAACCAGUGCUACCAACAAGCGAUGCAACCUUUGAGUGUCCAUCAGGUUUUAAUCCAAGCAGCAACGGGAGCCAGUACCCUGCAGCAGCAGGACCUAAUAAUGUAUGUACUCCUUCAAGAAAUGGCCACUACCCUGCAGCAGAGAUACCCCCAAAUAUUCGGCCUGCUCCACGUGAUGAUGGUAUGCAGAGGCCCUCUGGAAACAAGAUCCCAAGAAGAGAUAACACGGGAGACAUCCAUAUGUCUGAGCCUGAAGCACCUGCUGCUUCUCUUCAUCAAGAAUACCCCAGUGGAAUCACUCCAUCUGUGGUCUCCACUGCCCCAUCAGAGGGAUCAUGGCAACAUCAGUUUGCAUCCUUGGAAACAAACCCCAAUCCUAUCAACACCAGCCAGGGGCCUGCAUCUCUACCCGCAACAACAUCCUUCAACAAUACAUCACAUGGGUCAGGAGGAAAGCCAUUUGUUCAAGUUGCUGAAGACAACCCACAUGAAUGUACCAAUCCAAACAGCAAAGAUGCUUUCCAACAAGAAGAUUUCAGAGAGGGUUUUGGCCAAAAAUUACCAGUCAAUGCAAUUGGACCUGAAUUCCAUUCUCUUCCUCCACUAAGAGCAGGCCAGAGAGUGAGAGAUGAGGGCAAUACAAAUGAUGAUGAAAGAGUUCACACCACUCCGCCUAGAAUCAACAGUCCCCGUCGUCCUCUCUUCACCACAGACUUUCCUGAGGAGCCCAAGGAUCCUCCAGACUUUCCCAUCAAAGACAUGGACUACCGCUGCAGAGAGAUGCUGAAGAUCAUGCUGGAUCCAGAGACCAAUACGGGCAGUGACUGGAAGGUCUUUGCUUACUACUAUAAGAUGAGGUUUGAGGAAGUGAGAUACGUUGAUUCUCUGACCAAGAGCUCAACACUCUACUUGUUUAACUGGCUGCAUGAGAAGCGGCCUGAGCUAACCUGUGGUGAUUUCAAGAAGUGUGCUGAGAUUCAUCAACGAUUGGAUGUCGUCAGGAAGAUGACCAAGUUUAAUUAUUGAUCAGUAACUGUAUGGCAUUAGUUUGAUAAAUCCCCAAGGCUUUAGUAGAGGGACAACUAGGUGGCAUUACCCAUACUGAUAGGUUUAUCCAUUAAGUAAGUUCCUUUGAGUACUGAUGUGUGAACCCUUGAAUGGCAUUGAAUAGGUUGAUAUACAAUAUUUACAUACAUUUAACUCAUUAAAGAAGGCAAAUUUCACGGCAUUGACUGGAUAAACUCAACAUUAUAAGACCUCACAUCCUUUUAUUUUCCUAUGUUUGAUGAAAAACAGUCAAUACAUGUUGAAAGCAAAGGCUUUUUCAACAUGUUUUUGUCAUCAAGGUAUACAAUCACCAAUUUAUUUGGAAAAGCCUGCUUAUUUUGGUGACACUAAUCAGUGAAGCUUCAAAAGCUAAGUGCUGAUUGGUGAAUUCCAGUGUCAAAACAGUAACCAAGCUUGCUGACACAAAGGUUGAAAAAUAAGGCAUUUGUAGUGGUAGUGUGUGUCAUGUAGUAUCUGAUUGGAUCAUUGCUAACUUGGCCUGGGAGCUCACUCUGACUAAUUGAAAUAGCUUGGGCAAGUUGGCAAGGAAAAAUUGAAUCGAUUAAAGAAAAAAAUCCCUGAACUUUGCACAGCCAUUUUCACUGAUUAUUUGAUAGGAAUGGAAAAUUGUUCCUAAAGAAGUAAUAAUGAAAAUGUCAUGAAUUGAAUUUAGGGGUAUGUGAGAUUUCAUAUGUAACCAACACUUUACCUCUUCUGGCCGGAGUUUGCCCACCGUUUGCUGAGUAAAGCUCAGUUUGUGGUGUACAAAUUGAGGAAUGGAUUGUUAGUUUAAUCUUUGGUUUACUCAUGUAAGCUUGACGUCUUAACGAGAAUUGUUCUGCAUAUGUUAGUGUAUACGUAUAUUUUGAAAAUGGAAGAUGUCAUUGUUGUGUUCAAUUUUUUAAUAUAAAUAUGAUGAUAAUAAAUAAAUAAAAUGACAAAAGUAGAAGAAAAAAAACCAAAAAAAAGGAGAAAAUUAUGUAAAAAAUGCAGUUCUCUAAAGAAAAAAUGGUAAUAUCUAUGCUCAUAAAUUUGUAUAUAGUUAUUAGAUUACGAUGUUACUGUUGUAUAAUAGUAUGGCAUGGUAUGUAUAUUGUAGUUGCUACAUUUCUGAUGUAGUAAACAUGUAUGAGUUGAUGCUUGAAAUUAUAGUGUUUUACUUCAUAUUUGAUGGCUUGUGGGUUACAUAGAACUUUACACAUGGCCAUAAAAAAUGUAGUUGUAUAGAUUUUAACCCAAAAUUACAAUUUUAAAAAUAAUAAUAAAUACCGGUAAACUUAAAAUAGACCUAGGGCUCAACAUGUCUUGCCUUUGGUAUAUGUCUUAAACAUUUUUUUGCUCUAGACAUAUGUAUUAUCCAUCAUUUUACACAGCGAGUCCGUCAAUUUUUUUAUUAUUGUUUAAUUGCAUUUUACAUAGACUGUGAAUACCAGUACUCCAACACAAGCAAAACAUGAACACAUCUAACUCCCAUUUUUUAAGAGGACCAGUAAAACCAGAAACUUUGGCUACCCUAGACUUUAUUAUUUAUUGAUGACUGCCAUCCUCACAGCAAGAAACUGUUUUUUUAUAGUGUAAUAAAAGCAAUGACAUUAACAACAAAAAACCCAGUAAACCUUUCACAUGACCAUUACACAAGUUCAGUGACGUUGAAACGUGUGUUCAAUUUAAUGCAUUCAUUUCAAUGAGUUUUCUGCAAUUUUGUACUUUUGAUGGUAUCAUGAAACGCUUCUUAGAUGUCUAGUAUAUGUUUGAAUGCAACUAAGACGAUGCAUGUUUGGAUUGUAUAUGGGUGUUAAAAUGAUCGGCUUAUGUUGAAAGGUCAGUACUACUGGUAGAUCUGCCCAAAAUGGCUUGAAACCAGGUUUCAAGUCGAAUCCCUUGCGGGAAAUUUGCAAAAUAUUUUGGUCUUAGGGAAUGUUUAUGCUUCAAAAAAA
Messenger RNA from Strongylocentrotus purpuratus (purple sea urchin), 4951 nucleotides. RefSeq lists its product as uncharacterized. Lineage: Eukaryota; Metazoa; Echinodermata; Echinoidea; Camarodonta; Strongylocentrotidae. The transcript has 11 exons. The record is from RefSeq and is a predicted model, not a curated record. Bases 291 to 2993 code for a protein of 900 amino acids.